AUGUCGACCCAGCCAAGCCCACAACAACUGCAGCUAGCGAGGCGUGUCCCCGAGAUACAAGUGCUGGGCCUUCGAGACCCCCCUGGGAGAAUCGCGACAACAAGAGAGCGGAGCCAUACAGCCCAGUACCCUCCACACCCCUACCCACUCGAUAAGUCCUCGAUUGCCCUGUUCUACAACCUAGACGAGAACUGGGUCGACGCAUCUCAGGAGGUGCUCAUCUUCACACACCAAGUGCCCGAGUCCGAUGAUGAGAAGGUGCGUCUCCUCGACAAGAAGUCAGAACACUUCCAAUUUUAUUUCUGGACGGCUUUGGACAGAGCCCGAAGGCUCAACAAGCCACUUGAUGGGAGUGUGCGUCUCUGGGAGUACCACGACCUCCCAGGCAUGCUGAUCUGGUGGCGCAAGUGUCUCCGACAUCCCUUACCUACUUACAUUGGCGAAAGUAACGAUGGUCUAUGGAAAGAUGUUUUGUUGUCAUCACCCUGGUUCGACUGUCCCGUCUUUUAUGACCUCUUGUGGGAGGUUGUGCCGGACUUCGAGGGUCAGCCCCGGACGGACACUGAGGGCAAGGUGAUGGUGAAGGAGCGAAAUUCGAAACCGGCAGGGCUGGAAGAACAGUUCUUCGAGAGAUGGCGGCUCACGGCUUCGCGGCUGCCACUGAGGCGGGGUGAGAAUGGUGAUGCAGUUCUGCCCAUCACUAUGGAAUAUUAUCAGGCUCAAUAUGGAACUGCGGGCAUGGAGUGGCACAUGCCCCCAACUGAUUGGGCAGAGCAAGGAGGCGAUCUUCUUGACGAUGUCGACGAGUGA
Molecule: messenger RNA, 810 nt
Organism: Fusarium falciforme
Lineage: Eukaryota; Fungi; Ascomycota; Sordariomycetes; Hypocreales; Nectriaceae
Exons: 1
Coding region: 1-810 (269 amino acids)
Source: RefSeq, a predicted model, not a curated record